AUGCAAAAUUUUGACAACCAAAUAUAUUAUCAACAAGUUAGACUAAAUCUAUAUGAACACAUUUCACAUCAAGUUCAAAAUGAUACUAUGAAAAGAUUGAUGAAAAAUGAUAUAAUCAAAAUAAUUUUUCGACGGUAUAAUUCCUCACUAACAAAAUUACAAACUUCAGCCAUUAGACCUAAUGAUUUAACUAAUUUUGGUGAUUCAAUAUUUGAUAUUGCAAAAGAGUUAACAAACCUAACUAAGAAGUCAGAAUCUUUGAGAUCAAACUUUACUCAAGCUAUUAUUAAUAAGAACACUAAUUACGUUCUGGGAGUUUUGUCAGAAUUAAAGAAUGAAACCACGGAAACUGUGAGUACAGAAGAACGUUUGAAUUACUUACAAAUUACUAUAAAUUUUUAUAUUCAAACUGGAGUGGAGUCUUUACUGAAACUUAAUCAUGUGGUCCAAGAAUAUGCUUCUAUGAUACAGACCCUCAGCAAGAAGAACGACGUUUUUUUUGAUUUGCAACCACAUGUGAGAACUUUGCUUGAGGGUAUAUUAAAAAUACAUGAUGACUCAGAUUCAUUAAUUAUAAAAUCGGCAAUGAAACUGCUUUUCAAACAAAUUACUGAUGAGUAUAAAGUUAAUUUACAGGUUUUGAAGAAUCUGUUGCCGAUCAGUUUGCAACAAAUUUUAGGGGAAUUGUAUCAACUUGAAACACCUUCAUCAAGAGAAAUAGUUACAUCAUAUUUAACUGCUUCCAUAGAACCAUACUUGAAUGAAUUUGGUAGUCUAUCUUUUAGGGAAGCUUGUUCAUACAUACUGAAAAACAAGUUUGAAUGGAACAACAAAGUAAUAAGUGAACCCUUGUUUGAAUUUUAUGACACAUUACCAGAAAUUGAGAAGCAACAAUUCUUGGAAGCAUAUUUGGCUUUCAAUCAAAUAAAGCAAACUAAUUUGGAGUCCAACCUCAGUAAAUUGCAACCUAAGUCCGACAUCAAUCCUCAAAAUCUUCAAGCUUCAUUUAUUUCAAGUCAACAUGAGUUGGUAAUUAAAUGGGUGGAUGAAAGUACAAAAUAUUUGAGUGAUUUAAUAAGCUUUGAUACCCCAAUUACUGACGAGGAAAAAAUACUUAGUAACUUCAAGCCUUUGAUGGAGACGUUCACAAUUCAAUCAUUAGUAACUUUGGUAGUUCAUUUAUUCAUCGGUCAGUCUAUUCAAGAGGAAAUAGCUAUUGCUGAUGUUUUGAGUAGGCUAAGAUUUUAUUAUAAUAAGAACAUUAGGUCCAUCAAAUCCCAAAAUUAUAAAUCUCAGUUAUUGGAACUCAUGUCUGAAAAUUCUUUUGAUAAAUUUUCAAAUAUUUUGAUUGACUCAGUUCUAAGAAAUUGUGAAAUUGAUGGUCACGAGGUUAUUGAUACGACUUUUAAAGUGAAUGAUUCUUCAAGUUCUAAUCAUCAGUUAGCAUUUAUUUUAGCAACGACAUUUUCCAAGAAUAAGAAGAAAUUAGUCAUACGGGUUAAUCCAAUCAUACAAAAAUUGAUGAGUUCAAUAUCACAUACCAUUAAUGAUUUCACUCAUCAUUUCCCACUUUUACAUCCACCCUCUCCUUGGCUAGGCACCAGAAAGGGAGCAUUCUUAGAUACAGAAACACGAUUCGUUAGUGGUAAUGAUAGUCUACAUAAGUCAAUCUUAACAAAAUUGUAUUACCAGGGUAAAUUAGAUAGUGGAUUAAGAUGCUUAGAUCAAAUGGGUCAGACAGCUUGGUGUAUCAAUCCAGAUAUGUUGAAUUUUUUCAAUCAGAUCAUGAAAUCACCUCAAGGUUUUUUGGAUAUACCUCCCAAAGAAAUUCAUGAAAAAGAUAGGAAAAAAUCUAUUGAAUUGAAAAGUUUAAGACUCAAUUAUGAAAUGAUAAAUCAAUUAGCUAAUGCAUUUGGUACAAAUGGAGAUAUUUUAUAUCAUGUAUAUAUGUUUGAUUUUAGAGGUAGAGUUUAUGCAUUAUCACCUUUAAGUCAUUAUGGAGGAGAUUUAACUAGGUCGUUAUUCACUUUCUGGUUUAGUCAACCACUUGGUGAUAACGGAUUUUAUUGGAUUAAAUAUCAAUUAGUUGCAAUGUUUGGAAAUGGUUAUCAAAGUGAGGAUUGUGAACAGUUUUUUGAGAAGUACAAAGACCAAAUACUAGAUUCAGCAAAUGAUUCACUUACUAAUAAAUGGUGGAUGAGAGCUGAUGAACCAUUUUCAACUUUGUCAUUGUGUUAUGAAAUUAGAAAAAUAUUAGAUUAUCAAGCAAAUGGUGGAGUAAUUGAGAAUUAUUUAUGUAGAGUACCUAUUCAUCAAGACGGUUCAUGUAACGGAUUGCAACAUUAUGCUGCGUUGGCUGCUGAUGAAGAUGGUGGGAAAGCAGUUAAUUUAUUACCUGAAGAAACAAAACAGGAUGUUUAUUCCACAAUCAGAGAUAUAGUCGAGAAAAAAGUAAAAGAUGAUAUUGCACAAGGAGUACUUGAGGAAAAAAAGCUUGAUGAUGCAAAGUUAUUCCUAAAAAUUUUGGAUAGAAAGCUUGUAAAAAGACCAGUUAUGACAACAGUGUAUGGAGUUACUUUAAAUGGAGCAAGUAAGCAAAUAUUAGAAAACAUUAAUAAUAUCGUUUCGGAUCAUUAUGAAAAUCCAAGUAAAAGAAAAUAUAAUCAAGAUACUAUAAAUCAGUUAAAAAAUUUUAGAUUAACGACUACGAAUUAUUUGGCUGAAAAGGUUUUGAACUCAAUUGAUGAAUUAUUUUACAAUGCAAAAAAUUUAGAGGACUGGUUAGUUUUAAAUAUUCGAAGAAUAUUAACAAGUUAUAAUUUAAGAACACUUAAUUAUUUGGAAUUGAAACAACUGAAAUCAAUGACAGAUUUGAAAAAUUUAAAUAAUUGGUAUAAAACUCCUAUAAAUUUUGAACCAAUAAAUUGGAUAUCUCCAGCUGGGUUUCCCGUUAUACAAAUUUAUAGAAAUUUACCAAAACAAAUAAUAAAAGGUGUACUUGGAUCAAUAAUGAAGUAUAAGACCUCAGAAUUAACAUCAAUGGAUAGAAGAAAACAUGAACUAGCUAUUGCUCCAAAUUUUAUACAUUCAUUGGAUGCAAGUCAUAUGUUUUUAACAUGUAAUGAAUGUUUUAAUCAAGGUAUUACUUUUACAUCAAUUCAUGAUUCUUAUUGGACUUAUCCUGAUCAAGUUGAACAAUUAUCUACAAUUUUGAGAGAAAAAUUUAUUGAACUACAUUCUUUUGAUUAUAUGAAUACUGUUAAACUGGGAUUUGAGAAACAAAUGAUGAAUUCGUUUCAAUUAUGUUAUUUUGAAAAAGAUGAAAAUUUAGAAUUAUUUGAAUUUUUGAAAAAAAGAAGAUCAAAUUAUAAUGAACGAAAAAUUAAUGAUCAAUUAAACAUAGAAUUAAAAGAGUUGACUUUGGAAAGAGAAAAUCACGAAAUUUUGAAAAUGGUAAAGAAAAAUAAUCCAAAGUUGUUUCACAUUGUUGGUUCUAAAGUCUUUAAAUAUGAUACAAAUUUAUCUACCUCACAAACUGAAAUCAUACCAAAACCAAAACAUUUGGUACCAGUAUUAGUACCUGUUCAAAUUUUAGAUUUACCAAAGAAAGGUAAUUUAGAUAUCAAUCAAGUUAAGAAAAGUAAAUAUUUUUUUUCAUAA
This is a messenger RNA of Lodderomyces jiufengensis, 3660 nucleotides long. RefSeq lists its product as uncharacterized. The record is from RefSeq and is a predicted model, not a curated record. The transcript has a single exon. Gene Ontology annotation, cellular component: mitochondrial DNA-directed RNA polymerase complex. The coding region runs from base 1 to 3660 and encodes 1219 amino acids. NCBI's taxonomy places the organism in Eukaryota, Fungi, Ascomycota, Pichiomycetes, Serinales, Debaryomycetaceae. Gene Ontology annotation, molecular function: mitochondrial promoter sequence-specific DNA binding; DNA-directed RNA polymerase activity. Gene Ontology annotation, biological process: mitochondrial transcription.